AGACGAUGCUCCCACGGACGCCACAGAACAUCCCAGACGGAAGUAACCCAUCCGCGGUCGUAUGGCCCCACGCGUCAGUGCCCGCCCCUCAGCCUGGGCCCGCGAGGCAGCGCGAUAAGUCGGUUUCCGGCUCCGGGUCACGGCGGUAUAUAUACCCGACCCGACCCGACCCGUUUUUCUCUCAAACCAACUCGAGCGUUCAGAGAGAGAGAUAGAGGCGCGCAGGCAUGGAGGUGGAGAGGAAGCCGGCCGUGCCGUCGAUUUCGUCGGCGUCAGUCUCCGGGACAGGCUGCGGGGAGUUCACGGAGGCCGACCUGGCCGCGGCGGACCAGCUGAUGCAGCUCAGCGUCAGCGGCGGCGGGGAGGAGGAGGACCAGGAGGCUUGCUCCUCGUCGGCGCGGUCCGUGAACAACGCUGUGGCUGGGGAGCGAGAAGAGCAUGCGGGGAUGGUGGACCGGAGGGCCAGGAAGCGGUACCGGCUGGUGUCGGAGCUCUACGCCGCCACGAGGGCACGAGGCUGCAGGUCAAGGCAGGCGGCGGGGGCAGCAAGCGGAAGAGCUAGCCUGGGACAGGAUAGACAACUGAAUUGA
Molecule: messenger RNA, 590 nt
Organism: Phragmites australis (common reed)
Lineage: Eukaryota; Viridiplantae; Streptophyta; Magnoliopsida; Poales; Poaceae
Exons: 1
Coding region: 228-590 (120 amino acids)
Source: RefSeq, a predicted model, not a curated record